This is a messenger RNA of Populus nigra (black poplar), 1637 nucleotides long. RefSeq names its product casein kinase II subunit alpha-2-like. The record is from RefSeq and is a predicted model, not a curated record. Bases 300 to 1244 code for a protein of 314 amino acids. Gene Ontology annotation, cellular component: nucleus; cytosol; protein kinase CK2 complex. NCBI's taxonomy places the organism in Eukaryota, Viridiplantae, Streptophyta, Magnoliopsida, Malpighiales, Salicaceae. Gene Ontology annotation, biological process: protein phosphorylation. The transcript is spliced from 11 exons. Gene Ontology annotation, molecular function: protein serine/threonine kinase activity; ATP binding.
CCGAUACCGUUAAUAUCAUCGAGAUCUCGAAUCGACGGGGAUCGAUGUCGAAAGCGCGAGUUUAUACCGAUGUUAAUGUUCUGCGUCCUAAGGAGUAUUGGGAUUACGAGUCUCUCACCGUUCAAUGGGGGAUCUCUAAGUGCAUAAUUACAGAGGACUAGCAUAUAUUAAAUGGAAGUUGUUGAUACCAAGUUUCAUUUAUUGAUGCAAAACUUAAAUCUUUAAAUGAAUGGGAACGGUAAAGCACGGAAAACCACAGCAAUUUUAAAAGCUAAAAUACUAGAGAGAGCUGGAUUUUGAUGAAUCCUUUCGUACCAUUUAGCUCCAGAGAUCAAGAUGAUUACGAGGUUGUUCGGAAGGUUGGAAGGGGAAAGUAUAGUGAAGUUUUUGAAGGCAUAAAUGUCAAUAGCAAUGAGCGGUGCGUUAUCAAGAUACUCAAACCUGUUAAGAAAAAGAAGAUUAAGAGGGAAAUAAAAAUACUUCAGAACCUUUGUGGUGGCCCAAAUGUAGUGAAGCUUCUAGACAUUGUUAGAGAUCAGCACUCAAAAACUCCCAGCCUCAUAUUUGAAUAUGUGAACAGUACAGACUUCAAAGUUUUGUACCCUACUUUGACUGAUUAUGACAUACGCUACUAUAUUUACGAGCUUCUCAAGGCUCUAGAUUACUGUCACUCGCAAGGAAUAAUGCAUAGAGAUGUCAAGCCUCACAAUGUUAUGAUAGACCAUGAGUUACGAAAACUCCGCUUGAUAGACUGGGGUCUUGCUGAAUUUUACCAUCCUGGCAAGGAGUAUAAUGUUCGGGUGGCCUCGAGGUAUUUUAAGGGGCCUGAACUUCUUGUUGAUUUACAAGACUAUGAUUAUUCUUUAGAUAUGUGGAGCCUUGGUUGCAUGUUUGCUGGAAUGAUAUUUAGGAAGGAGCCAUUCUUUUAUGGCCAUGACAACCAUGAUCAGCUUGUCAAAAUUGCGAAGGUACUUGGAACUGAUGAGCUAAAUGCAUAUCUGAAUAAAUAUCAUUUAGAGCUUGAUCCUCAACUUGAUGCGCUUGUUGGGAGGCACAGUAGGAAGCCCUGGUCCAAGUUUAUUAAUUCAGAUAACCAGCACCUUGUGUCUCCUGAGGCCCUUGAUUUUCUUGAUAAGCUUCUUCGUUAUGAUCAUCAAGACAGGCUAACUGCUAGAGAAGCAAUGGCCCACCCAUAUUUUUCUCAAGUGAGGGCUGCAGAAAGUAGCAGGAUGCGGACACAGUAGGAGGUUGCUAUGCUGGUAUUCUCAUGGAGUCUGUCAGUGGACCGGAGGUACGCCCAUAAAUGCCAUUCAAGCCAGGGCUGCAGAAAGUAGCAGGAUGCUGCCAAAGUAGCUGGUGCUUGCUUAGAGUGUGUCAGUGGGCUGGAGGCCACUGCAUAUGGGAUAAUGUAUUGUGCUUGUGACCAUCUGCCCUAUACCUUUUGUUGUUAGCAGGCAGUUAAGAAUUGUGUUUGGUCUUUAGUCACUGUGGUCAUACUUUUGUUUGUGAUUUUCGCAUGCCAUCCGUUGACAUGAAUCCCUCGCCAUGGCCAAUGGUUUUUGCAGGGGAAUGAAAUGAUGGUGGACAGUGGUUCGAUUAGUCAUCAUCAAUUUAUAAAUAAUACAUUUUUCGUAGAA